AUGGGAAAUGGUCUAAAUCAUCUUAGACAACAAGAUCCUUCAUUUCUUUACGAGCCUCUCCUCAGCUCUCCAGUUUUAGAGGAGACAGAAAAAGAGAAUUUGAGAGUCUUCAGCGCCAAGGAACUGAAGAAAGCAACAAAAAGAUUCAGAAAAGACAGGGUCGUAACUAGCCAUGAUGGUUCGGUUCAAACAUUCUACAAGGGAUACAUCAAUGACACCACAUCUGCAACAUCAAGAACUAAAACCAAAGUCGCUGUUUCUGUAAUGGAAUGUCUUCAACACAGUCCACGGCCAAAGCACGUGUGGAAGAUAAGCAAAGAAGAAGCGGAGUCUCUAGGAGAGAUACAUCAUCCCAACUUGGUCAAGCUCUUGGGUUACUGUUAUGAAGAUACCAAAUCACUUUUGGUUUUCGAAUACUCGCACAAAGGAAGUUUGCACGAUCACAUAUUCGGAAAAGAGGAGGCAUUGCCUUGGGAAACACGGGUUAAGAUAGCCAUUGGAGUAGCAGAAGCUAUUGCAUUCCUCCACUCCAUCAAGAAAAUCCCGAUACAUCAAGAACUCCAUAUGCAUAACAUUAUGCUUGACGAAAACCAAUACAAUGCAAAAUUACUUUACCUUGAUUCCAAAAGAAUUUUUUUUGGUUAUAAUGGGAGAUUUGUAGCAACUACAUACCUGCCUUUUGAAUAUGCAAUGACAGCAGGCCAUGCGGGAGUGAACACCGAUGUUUUCACAUAUGGUGUGAUCUUGCUUGAGCUUUUUACUGGUUCGAAAGGUGGAGUAUUAUGUCAGAGCAGCUUAGAUAUUAGGAGUAGAUCGUUUCGGGAAAUAAUUGAUCCCCGACUUGAGAGCGACUAUCCUACGCAUGCAGCAAAAAAAAUGGGCAGACUCAUCCAAAGAUGCACCAUGGGGAACUGGAAGGAACGACCGUCAAUGCAACAUGUUUUGGGUGUUCGUAUAACUAUAUUGUAUAGGAUAUAUAUGAUUAGAGUCAUUAUUGUAAUUAGUUAA
Messenger RNA from Brassica oleracea var. oleracea, 1008 nucleotides. RefSeq names its product putative inactive serine/threonine-protein kinase At5g11400. The record is from RefSeq and is a predicted model, not a curated record. The transcript is spliced from 6 exons. Gene Ontology annotation, biological process: protein phosphorylation. Lineage: Eukaryota; Viridiplantae; Streptophyta; Magnoliopsida; Brassicales; Brassicaceae. The coding region runs from base 1 to 1008 and encodes 335 amino acids. Gene Ontology annotation, molecular function: protein kinase activity; ATP binding.